GUCCAGAGAGCUGCUGAGAAGGCAAAAACAACUCAAAAUCAGGCAUGCAAGACAACAGUUUAGAAUCUUCCACUUCAAUAUCUCAACUUCUGAGAGAGAGUUAUUUAGCUGAAACCAGACAUCCAGGGAACAGUGAAAGAAGUAGAUCAGAAGCAUCUCCACAUACUUUCCAUUAUGGCAGUACUUCUGGGGCUUCAGAGGAAGUAACUGGCCAAGAUGACCUUCCAGAUCUCUCUGCCUUUUUGAGCCAAGAAGAAUUAGAUGAAAGUGUAAAUCUGGCAAGACAAGCAAUUGAUCAAGAUCCACUUGAAAAACAGGAUGAGCAACAGACACAUGUACAUUAUAGCUCUGAUCAAGUGAAAAACUGUGGAAAAACAGUUUCAAACAAACAAGUGGCCCAGUCCACAGCUUUGCCAACUUCAGACAAUGGUCUCCAUUCAAACUUUUGCCUGGAUCAUGUCACAGAAACAAAAGGUUCCAAAGAGAGCACUCAGGAUCUAAAGAAACAACAGUUUGGUUCUGAAGCAGAAUCCAAAAAGGAAUUCCUAAACAAGGCAGCAGAUUUUAUUGAGGAGCUUUCUUCACUUUUCAAAGCACAUAAUUCUAAAAGAAUAAGACCUAAAACAUGCAAAAACUACAGGAGCAAACUUGAAUCUAAAAAUAAGGCUGCUCAGGAAGGUAGCCCUAGUUUCCCAAAGCUGUCAGAAAAGAGAGAACGACCUUCUAUUCCAGUACCUCAAGACUUGGAUAAUAAAGCAGAGGAUAUACUUGAAAAAACAAAUGAUCGACAGGAGGCAAACUUGGAAGCUAUAAAUCAAUUAGAAAGUACAGAAUUAACAACAGAGGCAGCACCCACAUCUUUAUAUUUUGAGGAGCCUAUCGGACAGCCACCACACUUUACACAAAAACUGAAAAGCAGAGAAGUUCCUGAAGGAACCAAAGUGCAGUUGGACUGCAUUGUGGUAGGAAUUCCAGCACCUGAAGUCAGGUGGUACUGUGAAGGAAAGGAGCUUGAAAACUCACCAGACAUUCACAUUAUCCAGUCAGGAGAUCUGCACUCAUUGAUUAUAGUUGAAGCUUUUGAAGAAGACACCGGACGUUAUUCUUGCUUUGCUUCAAACAUCUAUGGGACAGACUCAACUUCUGCAGAGAUAUACAUAGAAGGUGCCUCCUCUUCUGAAUCUGAAGGCGAAAUUAGCACAGAAGAAAUGGAUCAAGUCCAUAAACCAAGUGAUAUCUCUUUGAAUGCACCAUCUCCUGCUGCUAACACUACAACCACUCAUCAAGAGACACCAAAGGUGCCAUCUACUGUGGGUCAGCCAGUUUAUCAGAGUCAAAGCCCCACUAAUUAUUUGCAAGGAUUGGAUGGAAGACCUUUAAUAGCUGCUCCUGUGUUUACAAAGAUGCUACAGGAUAUUUCAGCUUCUGAGGGUCAGCUGGUUGUCUUUGAGUGCAGGGUGAAAGGAGCUCCUUCUCCAAAGGUUGAAUGGUACAGAGAAGGGACAUUAAUACAAGAUUCUCCAGAUUUUAGAAUAUUGCAAAAAAAACCUCGAUCUAUGACUGAGCCAGAAGAGAUUUGCACUUUGGUAAUUGCUGAGGUGUUUUCAGAAGACUCUGGGAGUUUCACAUGUACUGCAAGCAAUAAAUAUGGCACUGUCUCUAGCAUCGCUUGUCUAACUGUUAAAGGGCCUGAGGACCAUAGCAACACUGCUGCCCUUCAUACAAUGAGCUCAAUCAACUUAAUUGCUGCUGAACAACAUCCUAUCCCACUCAUCCCUUCACUUCCAUUGGUGGAUCAGCCCCCAAAACCUAAAUUAGAAGGGGUCCUUGUGAACCACAAUGAACCAAGGUCAAGUUCUAAGAUAGGCCUCCGAGUGCACUUUAAACUGCCUGAAGAUGAUAAAGGAAGUGAAACAUCAUCAGAAGAUGGAGGAGUAUCUGCAAACCAGGUUAGACCACACUACUUCCAGGAGAGGAUUAAUGGACAGACAAUGAAAAUACCAGAGCCAACCUCACCUACAAAAGAGCCCCCUCCAGUACUGGCUAAACCAAAACUAGAUCCCACCCAGUUACAACAGCUCCACAACCAGGUCUUGCUUGAACAGCAGCAUCUACACCAGCCAUCUCCCCCAUCUCCAAGAGAACUGCCAUUCAACACAGGUAUAUUGAACUCCACUACUUCAUUCAACCAGCAGUCUACAUCAACUAUAUACAAGCAGGCCAAAGUCUCUCCUUCACAGACAUUCAGCUAUACCCGACCGAAACAGUUCCUUGUGUCCCAGAACACCACACCGCCUAUCAACUCCCCUUCCAGCUCCCCAGUGCCUACAUUCAGCAGCGUGCCUCAAGGAACCCAAAGAACAAUGAACAAGGAAAAUUUCGUUGAAUCUCCUCCACCAAUCCAGACAAGGUCUCCGGGAGGGUUUACAAGCCAAAGUGAGCAGCCUCUAGCAAGUCCCAAAGAAUCAGUGUUGCCUCCACUAUUGCUUUCUAUAUCUAGCCUGAACCAAUUUCAGCCCCACAGCAUACUUCCUACUCCUGUCUCUCCAAUCAGCCGGAUUCAGAACCCAGUAGCCUUUCUCAGUUCUGUUCUUCCUUCACUUCCUUCUAUACCACCAACCAAUGCUAUGGGUCUGCCUAGAAGCGCACCAGCUGCAGCAACCCAUGGACCAAUGAAGAAAAAUCUAAAGCCCCUGCAAUUAGCAUCGGAUGAUUAUAUUCAUGACAAUAAAGCUGCAGUUGUAAGGGACUUGCAGAGAAAAAUGCAUUUCAAAGAGGAUGUCCGUCGACAUAGUAGUCAGCAGAGAACAACAUAUGAUGAAAAACUGGCCCACAGACUUCAGGGACCAAGCAAUGAUUCCCCAGUCUUCAACUAUACAACUCAAGAUGUAUCCAAGGAAUACAAGAUUUCAAGCUUUGAACAGAGGUUGAUGAAUGAAAUAGAGUUUCGCCUGGAACGUACCCCAGUGGAUGAAUCAGAUGAUGAAAUCCAACAUGAUGAAAUACCUACAGGCAAGUGCAUAGCACCCAUCUUUGACAAGAGACUCAAGCAUUUUCGGGUCAUGGAAGGAUCUCCUGUUACAUUCACCUGCAAAAUUGUUGGAAUACCCAUACCCAAAGUAUAUUGGUUCAAGGAUGGCAAGCAGAUUUCAAAGAAAAAUGAACAUUGCAAAAUGAAGAGAGAGGGAGAUGGAACAUGUUCUCUACACAUUGAAGCUACUACUAAUGAUGAUGAUGGAAACUAUACAAUAAUGGCUGCAAAUCCUCAAGGGAGAAUCAGUUGUUCUGGCCACUUGAUGGUUCAGACUGUUCCCACGCGUGGCCGAUUAACAACUACUCAGUCGCAUAGAGCAAGGUCCCGUGUGCAAGAAGGAGAUAAAGAACCACUACAAGAACGCUUUUUCCGGCCAUAUUUUCUGCAGGCACCUGGAGACAUGGUAGCUCAUGAGGGGCGACUUUGUAGACUGGACUGUAAGGUGAGUGGGUUACCAACUCCAGACCUGAUGUGGCUUCUGAAUGGCAAACCUGUAUUACCAGAUAGCACUCACAAGAUGUUGGUCAGAGAGACCGGUGUUCACUCUUUGCUUAUUGAUCCUCUCACACGAAAUGAUGCUGGAACUUAUACUUGCAUUGCAACCAACAAAACAGGACAAAAUUCAUUUAGCCUGGAGCUCAGUGUUGUAGCAAAGGAAGUCAAAAAAGCCCCAGCAUUCCUGGAGAAGUUACAGAAUUGUGGUGUGCCUGAAGGGCACCCAGUCAGAUUAGAAGGCAGAGUGAUUGGAAUGCCACCACCAAUAUUCUACUGGAAGAAAGACAAUGAAACCAUCCCUGCAAACAGAGAAAGGAUGAGCAUGCAUCAAGACACAACAGGAUACGUAUGCCUUUUGAUUCAACCUGCCAAGAAAGUAGAUGCUGGUUGGUACACUCUGUCCGCGAAAAAUGAAGCUGGUAUUGUUUCAUGCACUGCUAGACUUGAUAUAUAUGCCCAAUGGCACCAACAGAUUCCACUACCAAUAAAGUUUCGACCUAGUGGUGGCCGGUAUGCAAACCUCACUGGUCAAGGACUCGACAUUUUUUCUGCCUUUUCAGCUGUUGAAAGUCCAAAGUUGUUUUCAUCCCCAUCCCAGAGCGUGGUGGAAAGUGAAGAACUUUAAAAGCCUACAGUUCCAAUUAU
Molecule: messenger RNA, 4174 nt
Organism: Mauremys mutica (yellowpond turtle)
Lineage: Eukaryota; Metazoa; Chordata; Testudines; Geoemydidae
Gene: MYPN
Product: myopalladin
Exons: 21
Coding region: 45-4154 (1369 amino acids)
Source: RefSeq, a predicted model, not a curated record